AAGCCAAGGAGUUGCAGAGAAAUACUACUUUCUACAACCAUGGCAACUCUUUGUACAACCAGUUUCUUCCCAGUGCUCCUCCUCCUGCUCGCCACCUGCAUCCCCUCUGCCCUUUCACAGAAUUCUACCGGCCAGCUCCCCCCAGCCAAUGCCUGCAGCUUGACCACUAACCCUUCCUUCUGCAAAUCCGUAAUACCCCCUCAAACGCGCUCAAAUCUCUAUGGCUACGGCCGGUACCUGGUCAAGAAGUCGCUGGACCAGUCGGCGAGGCUCGCCGCCCUCAUCGACCGAACCAUAAGGUACAACACCACCCUCACCACACCCGCUCUGGGUGCGCUCCAUGAUUGUUUGCUUCUCUCCCAACUCACCACCGACUUCUUGGUGACCUCCCUUGGCACCCUGAACUCAUCCGACUCCACCACCCUGCAAGACACCCAGGGCGACGACGUCCAAACCCUUCUGAGCGCCAUCGUCACGAACCAGCAGACCUGCUACGAUGGUCUCACCCAGGCUUCCUUCCUGACAAGCAAGAAUUCCCUGCAUGCCCCACUUGUGAACGGGACACAACUCUACAGCGUGUCCCUUGCCAUGUUCACCCACUCAUGGGCCCCAAAAUUCAAGCACAGGAGGGCCCUCAAGCCCGGGCGCAAGCUUCUCGACGAUUUGAAGGUCGGCCAAGGCGGUUUGCCGAGCUGGGUGAACCGGGGCGUUUUCGGGCUCAAGAGGAGGAUGGCUCUUGACACUGGUAGUGUGCUGGUGAAAACCAUUGUCACCGUUGCUCAGGAUGGCAGUGGAAAUUACAGUACCAUCUCCGAGGCGGUUGCCGCCGCGCCAAAUAAUACUCUGCCGAGCAAGGGAUACUAUGUCAUCUACGUAAAGGCUGGGGUGUACCAAGAGUAUGUGUCCGUGGACAAGAAGAAGCAGAACUUGAUGAUGGUCGGGGAUGGCAUCAACCGGACUAUCAUCACCGGUAGUCGCAGCGUGGGAGAUAACUUCACCACGUUCAACUCCGCAACUCUGGCUGUGGUGGGACCAAAUUUCAUCGGACGGGACUUUACUGUGCGGAACACGGCUGGUCCAGCGAAACAUCAGGCCGUCGCCGUCCGGAACGGUGCUGAUCUGUCCACGUUCUACCGCUGCAGCUUCGAGGGUUACCAAGACACUCUUUAUGCCCAUUCCCUCCGUCAAUUCUACCGAGAAUGUGACAUCUACGGCACCGUAGAUUUCAUUUUCGGCAACGCGGCGGUUGUUUUCCAGAACUGCAACCUCUACGCUCGGCUGCCCAUGUCCGGCCAACAGAACAUGUUCACGGCCCAGGGCAGAACCGAUCCCAACCAGAACACGGGCACCUCCAUAAUCAAUUGCACCAUAUCGGCUACUCCCGAUCUGUCGGCCAAUGGCCAGAUCAAGUCGUUCUUGGGUAGGCCGUGGAAGAACUAUUCGAGAACGGUUUACCUGGAAUCCUUCAUCGAUAGCGUGAUCGAUCCAUCUGGCUGGGCGCCAUGGUCCGGAAAUGAUUUUCUGAGCACCUUGUACUACGGGGAAUACAGCAACAGGGGCCCGGGAUCUAACACCAGCAGCAGAGUGACAUGGCCGGGAUAUCAUAUCAUGAGUUCAACUGAUGCCGCCAACUUCACGGUGACUAAUUUCGUGCAAGGCGAUGUGUGGUUGCCUGCCACAUCUGUGCCUUUCUCUGCUGGUCUCGCUUGACCACACUAGAUUUAUUCACUUACAUGAUCAAUAAUUAAGCUCCCUCGAAGAGGAUGGCCCUUCGUUUGGUUAUUCUUCAGCAGCAUAUGAUCAAUAAGUUACGCGACUUGGUCGCCUUCUGUAUUUAGUAGCUUCAAACUCAACCAAUUCGAAAUGGUGCGUCUAAUUUGGCUGGUUGAGUUGUUUAUUGACGGUGCAAUUGAGAUAUUCAUACCCAUUUACUUUAAAUAACAGUGAUCUGCACACUUUUACAAUUUCA
This is a messenger RNA of Nymphaea colorata (pocket water lily), 1969 nucleotides long. Its product is annotated as pectinesterase-like. Gene Ontology annotation, biological process: cell wall modification. Bases 40 to 1710 code for a protein of 556 amino acids. Lineage: Eukaryota; Viridiplantae; Streptophyta; Magnoliopsida; Nymphaeales; Nymphaeaceae. Gene Ontology annotation, molecular function: pectinesterase inhibitor activity; pectinesterase activity. The record is from RefSeq and is a predicted model, not a curated record. The transcript is spliced from 2 exons.